UAUCCUUCCAUCAUUGCUUUGUGUCAUUCCAUGGACAUGUUGGACUGUAAUGCCACUUCUUUAUUUCUUUGGGCAGAAUGCUUUGGUCCCAACGAUACUCGCCCCCCUUCUCUCUGCUCAGAAAAUAAAGCUACGUUGUCCAAUUGAAUAUUUUCAGAGUUAUGUCUCAAGCCCAGCGCUGAAAGGGGAGGGACACAGAUACCCACACAGAGCAUUUCCUUCUGCUAGGAUGCAUUCCCUUCAACGCAGGGGAUGCCAAAACGAAUGCCAGUUCUGUCAAUUGUAAGUGAAUAACUUCGGCCCUGCCGUCCUCUCAAACCUUCGGCUCGCCCUCCUGGGGCCACAAAUACGACUUCACAGACCUCGGGUCCUGCACUGCUCGGAGCUGCCGCUCGGGGGCGCGGAAUGCCCUCCGCCGCUCGGGAGGCGCAAGGGAAGGCGAUGCGGACGGGGCCAUUUGCGCUGCCAGAAGAGGGGGGGAGCGGAGAUGCGGGUUCCUCACGGGAAGGCCUCGGUCAGGGCUAGCGGGGAGCAGGAUGCGUCCGGGGGGUAUAGGCCGGGGCCCUGAGACGGGGGCCGAAGAGCGGGCCGCGGCAUCUGUAGGCCUAGUAUCGCGCCCGGCUACCAGGGGGUGGCGACGCGGUUGGUUGGGGCCAGCGGCGGCCGAGGCGCGGCGGGGUCAGUUCUCUUUAGUGUUUGCCGAUGUUGGAGGCGUCUCCAAAGUGUCCCCGGGAACCAGUAAAAAUCAAUGGCACAAAUCAAAAUGCAGAGUACAUCAAACCAUGCCAGACCUACCUUAUCCCCAGCAAUACUGGCACCAUCGACAAAAGCAACAAGUUCACAGGUUCUUCAGCCCUCAAUAAAUGGAUCCCUUUCGGAAUCAGCAGGGGAUUGUAAUAGUACUACAACUGGCCUGGUAGAUUCUGUGCCUUCUGAAAACUCACUGGAUAACAUGGCAAACCCCAAAGAGAAAACACCAAUCUGUCUAGUAAAUGAGCUAGCCCGUUUCAAUAGAAUUCAGCCUCUUUACAAGCUUCUGAAUGAACAAGGACCUGCUCAUUCCAAGAUGUUCACAGUGCAGCUGACUCUCGGUGAACAAACAUGGGAAGCUGAAGGAAGCAGUAUUAAAAAAGCUCAUCAUUCUGCUGCUAGCAAAGCUCUGAAUGAAAGUAACCUCCCCAAACCAACACCUAGGCCACCCAAAAACAAUGUUAAUAAUAAUCCAGGCAGUAUUACACCAACAGUGGAGUUGAAUGGUCUUGCUAUGAAAAGAGGGGAGCCUGCCAUCUAUAGGCCGUUAGAUCAAAAGCCAAUCCCAAAUUACAAAGCAAAUUACAACUUUCGAGGCAUGUACAAUCAGAGAUAUCACUGCCCAGUGCCUAAGAUUUUCUAUGUCCAGUUGACUGUGGGUGAGCGUGAGUUUUUUGGUGAAGGGAAGACUCGCCAAGCUGCUAGACACAAUGCUGCAAUGAAGGCACUUGAAGUUCUUCAGAAUGAACCAAUUCCACCCAAAUUACCUCAGAACAGAGAGUCAGGUAGUGAAAUGGAAGAGGAAAAAGAUGCAAACAAGUCAGAGAUAAGCAUAGUGUUUGAAAUUGCUUUGAAGCGGAAUAUACCCGUCAGUUUUGAGGUGGUAAAAGAAAGUGGACCACCACAUAUGAAGAGUUUUGUUACUCAGGUGACGGUGGGUGAGUUCAGAGCUGAAGGUGAAGGAAAUAGCAAGAAACUGUCAAAGAAACGUGCUGCAAUAGCUGUUCUGCAAGAACUUCGAAAACUUCCCCCUCUUCCUGUGGUUGAAAAGCCAAAACUUCACUUUAAAAAACGUCCCAGAACAGCCUUAAAGACUGGUCCAGAGUAUGGUCAAGGAAUGAAUCCUAUUAGCCGUCUGGCUCAAAUUCAGCAAGCCACACGAGAGAAAGAACCAGAAUAUCUUCUUAUUUCAGAAAGAGGAGUGCCUCGUCGUCGAGAAUUUGUUAUGCAGGUCAAAGUGGGAAAUGAAGUUACAACAGGAACAGGCCCAAACAAGAAGAUAGCAAAAAGAAAUGCAGCUGAAGCUAUGUUGCUACAACUUGGCUAUAAAGCUUCUUCUCCAUUUCAAGAGCAGAUAGAAAAGUCAGGAGAGAUGAAGGAUUGGAGUGGCCAAAAUGUUGCAUUUCCUGAACCAUCAAAUAACACACCAAAGGGAAUUCUCCAUCUCUCUCCUGAUGUUUAUCAAGAAAUGGAAGCCAGCCGCAACAAAGCAUCCCCUGGUACCCCUAUAAACUAUUUAUCAUCCAAGGAAAUGAACCAAACAUCUAGUUGUUUCUUCAGCGUGUCUCCUGCCACUAAUAGUACAGCUACAAUUGCCAGGGAACUGCUCAUGAAUGGAACUUCCCCAACUGCUGAAGCUAUAGGUCUAAAAGAAAUGUCACUGAUUUCCCCUUGUUCUACAGUUCAACCUUCAAAACAACUGGAAUAUCUGGCAAGGAUCCAAGGCUUUCAGGUACACUACAGUGAUAGACAAAAUGGCAAAGAAUGCUUGACCUGUUUGACAUUAUCUCCUCUGCAAAUGACUUUCCAUGGUAUUGGGAACUCCACUGAAGACAGCCAUGACCAGGCAGCUUUAAGUGCCUUGAAACAGUUUUCAGAACAAGGAUUGGAUCCAGUGGAAGGAACAGUGAAAGUUGAAAAUGGUUCAUUUGAAAAACAAGUCAACCAUCUGGGAGAAAAUGCAGACAAUAGACAGACUAACUCAGGCACUAUUGCUCAGGACUGCAAGGAUUCAAAGGCUGUCGUCUAGGACCUUCCCAGCACCCAUGGCUGCCACUGCAUCCGUAUAAACCUGUCAACACGCAAUAGAGUGUAUGUGUACAAGGAAAUGAAUGACUAAUACCAUUAUUUGAUUCUUAUGUGAAGACAACACACAAGAGAUAGUAUAUGUGGUGCUGUUCAUUGAGUAUGGGGGAAAGGAAUAAAAUAUUGAUGGUUCCCCUCUAAACCUAAAAAUCUAAAAAUAAAUCAUUCAGAUUGCUUCAGAAACAAUAAAAAUCAGUCAGACCACCAGAGUUUUAAGCAGCAAGUGAUUAACUAAGACUUGAGGAGGAAAGUUAAGUUUACAGUUGAUUAAUACUCUGGAGGAAAUGAAAAGUCAACAUUGGGUUGAGUUGUAUGGAUUUUUUGUAGCGUAGAGUAAGUUCAGCUUUCCUCUUUUUUUAAAAAAAAAUAUGCUUGAAUAUUUUAAAAAUAAGCAAUGACAGUGCUGUGCAAGUUAUAGUUGUUGUCUUCAUAUACGGUCAUACAGCUUCUCUUUUUAUGCCAACAUGCAUUCGUCAUACUCUUAUGGAAUAUGUUAUGGCUGUAAGGUGCACUAUGACAAGUUGUUUGCAAACUGCAGUUUAAAUCAUGAUAAGUAUUUGCUUAGAUAUUAAUGACUAGUCACAAUAUACUCCAGGAGAAAGCAGUGAUGGUAUUUGAUUUCCCUUGCCAUUGAUUGACAAGGUGUCUUGCCUCCAAAGAAAAUGUUUCCGCUCCCAUAAUUCUACUGUAUUCUGUGAAACAUAUUUACAUCUCAUUCUGUGUUUUGUACUGACUCACCACUUGUAUCAACUGAAUGUUUUUAAUGACUGCAUACUGACCAGGAACAACAGCAGGGAGUGGAAGAGGGUUCAAAGAGGAUGGAACAUAUGUGAUAAAUGUCAGUGUUGGUUGAGUUGGAAAUUUGCACUUGUAUUCUGUACCAGCAUAUUUGAAUAAAGCAGUUGGUCAGUGCAGUAAAACCACAUCAGUUCAUGUAAA
This is a messenger RNA of Pogona vitticeps (central bearded dragon), 3774 nucleotides long. It is a transcript of the gene STAU2, whose product is annotated as staufen double-stranded RNA binding protein 2. Gene Ontology annotation, molecular function: mRNA binding; double-stranded RNA binding. Gene Ontology annotation, cellular component: neuronal cell body; neuron projection; cytoplasmic stress granule. Lineage: Eukaryota; Metazoa; Chordata; Lepidosauria; Squamata; Agamidae. The record is from RefSeq and is a predicted model, not a curated record. Gene Ontology annotation, biological process: germ cell development; protein localization to synapse; anterograde dendritic transport of messenger ribonucleoprotein complex.